Hemicordylus capensis (graceful crag lizard) is the source of this 2013-nucleotide messenger RNA. RefSeq names its product complement C8 alpha chain (gene C8A). NCBI's taxonomy places the organism in Eukaryota, Metazoa, Chordata, Lepidosauria, Squamata, Cordylidae. Gene Ontology annotation, molecular function: protein binding. Gene Ontology annotation, biological process: immune response. The transcript is spliced from 11 exons. The record is from RefSeq and is a predicted model, not a curated record. The coding region runs from base 65 to 1861 and encodes 598 amino acids. Gene Ontology annotation, cellular component: membrane attack complex.
CCAUAAUGGGUACCAGAGGAUUUCCAAACCAAAAAUGAAAAGCAUUUGAUUUCAUUAAAAGAAAAUGUGGUUCACACUGAAUGAGGUGUUUUCUCCUAUGAUUCUCUUGAUAGCUUAUCUUCUAUCAUGUAAGGAUACAGUUGCAGCACAUCGGAAGCUAACAGCAUUGCCUUCCCAGAGAAGAUCGACAAGGCAAACUGGGACAUCUGUUCCUGUCUCCUGUCGCCUAAGCCAAUGGUCAGGAUGGACAGAGUGUUUUCCCUGUCAAGGUAAAAAGCACAGAUAUAGAACUUUGCUACAGCCAGCCAAAUACCAGGGGAGCAUAUGCACUGGCCAUCUUUGGGAUGAAGCAGCAUGCCAGCCAACAGGAACAUGUGCUGUGGGCCAAGACUGUGGAACUGAUUUUCGGUGUGAGGAGAGUGGCCGCUGCAUUAAACGCCACCUUGUAUGCAACGGAGAGCCAGACUGUAAAGAUGCGUCUGACGAGGCUGAUUGUGAGGACGCCGAACGUUUCUGUGAUGAUCUAUAUCCAGUCCCAGGGAUCAGCAAAGCGGCGCAGGGAUACAAUAUCCUUACACAAAAAGGAGCACAGAUAGUGUACGAUCCUACCUACUAUGGGGGCCAGUGUGAAUCUGUCUAUAAUGGAGAAUGGCGAGACCUGAAGUAUGAUGCUAUGUGUGAACGCUUAUACUAUGGGGAUGAUGAGAAAUAUUUUCGAAAGCCAUACAAUGUCCACUUUUAUCAGUUUCUAGCUCAUGCUGAUUCUGGCUUUUCUUCAGAGUUUUAUGAUGAUUCCAAGGAAUUACUGAAUGCCCUAAAAAAGGACUCCUCUGGCAGUAGAGGUGUUACAUUUGGUAUAGGCCCCACUGAAGUGCCUGUGACAUUAAAUUUAGGUUUCAGUUUAUCAUGGUCUCAGGGGACUCUGAAUAAUAUUACGGACUAUGCAGCAAAGAAUUUAGGAUUCAUUCGCGCUACUACCAAAGUACAAACAGCCCGCUUCAAGAUGAGACGAGACCACAUAGUACUGGAUGAAGACAUCCUUCAGUCGUUGAUGGAACUUCCAGAUCAGUACAACUAUGGGAUGUAUGCCAGGUUUAUUAAUGAGUACGGCACCCACUUUGUGACAUCUGGGACCAUGGGAGGCAUCUUUGAAUACAUCCUGGUAGUUAACAAAGAGGAAAUGAGGAAAAGAGCUGUUUCAAGCCAGACGGUAAGCUCCUGUUUCGGUGUGUCAAUUGGCCUCAGCUUUACAGUUGAAGAAGUAGAUCUAACAGUCGGUGCCAAGUGGUCAAAAAAUGACUGCUCAAGGGUUGGAGACUAUUCUAAAGACAGUAGCGAGAAAAAGUCAUUCAUAGAGGAUAUUAUUCCCCGGGUUCGAGGUGGAGAUGCAGCAUCAAUUGGCAGACUCUUGGGAAGCUGGAAUGCCAAUUCAUACCGUUACUGGGGGAGGUCAUUAAAACUUAAUCCCACUGUUAUUGAUUUUGAGCUACAACCCAUAGAUGAAAUACUGCAUAGGACUGACCUUGCCCAUAUUGAAACCAAAAGGAGAAACCUGAAAAAGGCUUUGGAUGAAUACUUAAUGGAGUUCAAUGCCUGCCGCUGUGGUCCAUGCCAGAACAAUGGCGAACCAGUGCUGAUGGGGUCCUCCUGUGUAUGUGAGUGCCAGGAAGGUUCACAGGGUCCAGCAUGUGAAAACACAAGUCGAACAGGUCAUCCAACAGAUGGUAGCUGGAGCUGCUGGACACCAUGGGCUCCUUGUCAAUCUGGAGCCAGAAGGCGUACAAGGCAGUGUGCUAACCCACCUCCUCAAAAUGGUGGAGCAGUGUGUGCAGGCAGGAGUGUACAAACAGCAGCAUGCUAAUGUCUUGCCAUCAGUGGAUUCACGCUCAUGAUAUCAAACAGGAAAAUGUAUGACUGAGUUCUUAUUCCACAUUGGACCAUAAACUCCUAUAAUAAACCCAUAGGAGAUAUCUAACAGGGAAAAUAAAAAGUAACAGUCCUGAGGCUUAAGAA